GGCUUAAGAAUACAAAUGAAGAAUUGUUGUUCGAAUUAUAAGCAUAUCACAUCUGCAAUUGAAUCACUAAUCUUUUCAAUUUUACAGGUAGAAGAUGAGAAAAAGAAGAAGCAAGAUAAGAAAGAAAUGAAAAGGCAUAAGGAUCAUCACCACAGUAGGUCAAAGCAUGAUAAACGCUCAUUGAGAUGUUAUUCUGAUUCAGAAUACACAAGUGAUACUCAGGAAGAGAAGACAAGAGAGCGUCAAACAUCUGUACAGCAAGAAGGUAGGUCGAAGCGUCGGAAACAUUCAUCAAGAGAUCAAUCAGAUUCUGAAGAUGCUAAAGAAGGUGCAGAAGGGAAAAAAAAGAGUGAUUGCCCGACAUAUGAACAUUACCAGCACAGAAGUUCCAAGUAUGAUAAGCAUUCUCUGAAGGAUUAUUCAGAUUCAAGAAGGGCAGGUGAGUGUGAGGAAGAGGGGAAGUAUCGUCAUACAAUAUUAGAGCGUCAGCAACAUAUCCACUCAAAGAACGAGAAGCACUCAUCCAGAGGCCAUUCAUAUUCAAGAUACACUCACGAGAAAGAUGGGACAAGGUCUAAUUAUUCUGCGUCUGAACAACAUCAUACUGAUUCUGAGCUUGGCAUGGAAGACAAGAACAGGGAAACCAGCAGGCAAAGAGAACAGCCUGGCUAUAACCGUCGUCGCGGUGUACCAAAGAUGUUGGAGGAAGAGAGAGCAGCUCGGCUAAGAGAGAUGCAGCUGGAUGCAGAACUCCACGAGGAGCAAAGGAUGAAGCGGUUGAAGAGAGCAACGGAGGCUGAUGCCCAAGAAGCAAUGAGGGCAAGCUUUUCAAGAGGCAAGAAUUUUUUGGUUGCUGCCCAAAAUAGCAUAUAUGGAGCUGAAAAGGGAGGGAGUGCUACGAUAGAAGAGAGUGUCCGUCGUCGUGCUUACUACUCGCAGGGAAGCUCAGCAGCCCAUGAGAGCAAUGCAUUUCGACGGUGAGCAUGUUCCUGUCAUAUGUCAUCAUGUUGAAUCUGCAUAUGCACAAUUAUUCUGUUUUGAUCAGAUUCUUUGUGGAUUUAAUAUUGCCCAAACACUAUCUCUGGAUGCAAGAUAGCAAGCAGUGAACACACCAACGUCAAAUACUACCGGUCAGAGAUCAGUUUGACAAGUUGGAGGGCGUUUAUCAUAAAUUAUAUGAAAGGUCCAGCUAGUAGCAGUGUAUGCAUCUGUAAACCAACAGUUCAUUGGUUGCUUUCUUAUAUUACCUUUUCUCACAAGAUUUGUGAGUUCAUUC
Messenger RNA from Musa acuminata subsp. malaccensis (wild Malaysian banana), 1276 nucleotides. Lineage: Eukaryota; Viridiplantae; Streptophyta; Magnoliopsida; Zingiberales; Musaceae. The record is from RefSeq and is a predicted model, not a curated record.